AUGCUGCGCAGGACCUAUGUACGGACUAGACUGGUGGUGACACAGACUAGGCGCAUAUGCUUCGUCUCGCGCGAGUCCCUUUCCCGUUCUUGCUGGGCGAAGAACAAGCUGAGCCGCGAUAGCAGCUGGGGUGCUUCCUGUUCCGCCUGGAUCUGCUCAUGCCGAUCCCCGGAGCGACAACGCCGGAGGCGUUGGACUCUGGUGGCGCACGGGGCGCCGUGCGUUUUGGACGGGGGCGGCGACGCUGUGCCCGGUUCGGCCGCGGGCUCGUCGGAUUCGGCCGGCGGACCGGUCUCGCCGCACGUCCUUCAGUUGGAUCAGGGAGAGGGGGGCUUGGCUGAUGGCGAGUUUUCCGGGGCGUCCUGCAAGACCUUCGUCUCUGGAGGCGGAGAUGUGGCAUCAGGAUACGCGACUCCUGCCGUCGUCCCGCACAACUCCGUCCAGUCCAGCGGCCGCAGUGGCGCGGCGGAUUCGUGCACGACAUUCAGUUCUGGGGGCUUGGUCCUGCCGUCGGCACGAGUCGGCGACGAGACGCCGGCCGUCGUCUCGAGCUGCUCCGUGCAGUCCCUAAGUCAAAGCGGCCCGGCUUCGGCUAACACCACCAUCCGCGUUGGCUGGAAGCACAGGUACACACUAAUUUUUCUGUCGCCUGGGGCAAAUGUGUAUUUUCCUGAUCGCAUUCAUACGAGCAGCUGAGAAAAGUUUCAUUAGUUUGGUCAAGUUGGGGAUAAAGACUGGCAUCAAUCAUCCCUGGCUGGAAAGUUCUUAGUAGUUUUCCUUAAGCCCUACCCCGUCAUUGGUUUGGUGAAAAUUAUCAGUGCCAUUGCAGUAAAUAUAAUGGUUUAAGUUCCGUUGACAGAAAAGGAUUAAAUCGCUAGUACUGGGAACCAGUUGACUUGUAUGGUUAAGUUACUUUGUCCAAAAAAAUUAUUCUCGCCGCUGAUUAUCUGUUGGUAUGUUGGCAUUUUUGAGUGUUCAAACAAUGAAAGGGGGAAGCUAUACUUAGUACAGUCCAAUUUGUAGAAGUAAGGUGACUAUUUUUGCAGCAGUCUGAAUGUUUGAUAGGGGGGAGAAUAUAGUCUGAAUCAAGCUUGGCGAAAAAAGGUCCUAAAAUCGUUUAUUUAAUAAUGAACCCAUGUUUGGUUGCAGAAGCACGCGUGCCCCGGCAUUAUGCAUCCUGGUUAUAUCUCAUUGACCAAAUAGCUGUGGGAUGUUACUAAUAACACUAUUUUGUCUGCAUGUGUACGGGGUUUGGCUAAUGUUGUUUCUGGUCAGCUGUAACAGUUGAUUCUUUGUCAGUAUAGUUACAAUUUUGCAUGCACAAAAGUUCAAGACUACAUAUAGUAUAAUCGCAUUUGAGGGCUGUAGUAGCUAAUCGUGUGCCGCCACUGGAAGCUGCUAUUUGAGGAUUCGAUGACAGGGGGACUGAGGUGGUCGUCAACCCGGUGCUUGGCACUAUUUUUGAUUCGCUGGCAGAGGCAUAUGAAUUCUACAAUCUAUAUUCAUGGGAGGUGGGCUUUGGGAUUCGUUACGGCAAGGGCAUGCAAAAUGUCAAUGGGACCAAGUGUAUGCAAGAGAUUGUGUGUGGCUGUGCUGGCAAACCAGAAAGGGAGAACAGCUCGUCAAUGAGGAGCAAUUACGCCGCCAUGCUUCGGUUGCACCGGACAGAUGAUGGUGGGUGGUAUGUAUCUGAAAAUCGCGCCUCCCACACCCAUGAAAUGCUACGGACUUGUGCUGAGAAGCUGCACUGGCCAUCACACCGGCACAUUGACACGUACACAAGAGACCUUGUGAAACAGUUGCGCCAGAACAAUGUAAAUCUGGGGAAGGUAUACAACAUCAUUGCAAGCCUGUUUGGGCAGAUGGAGAACGUCCCGUUCACAAAGAGGUGCCUUAGGACUUUCUGUGGGAAGCUUAGCAAGGAGCAGGCAGAUGAUGAUGUGCGGAAGACUAUGGAUGCAUUCUCUGAGAUCUUCUUGCUGUAAUGUUGUUUCUCCCCCAUGCAUCGACGCAGGUCCUAAUUCAUCUGGGCGUGAGAAAAAUACCCAGUUUCCAUGUCCUGAAGCGGUGGACAGUAGAUGCCCGCGACAAUUUGCCACUCCACCUUCUCCAUUACCAAAAGGAUCAAGGGCCUCCGUGGUUAUCCUCCUACAGGCAUACAACACUACACCUGACUGCACUCGAGUUUGUGCAGCUGGGGGAUAGCAACGUCGAUGCAUUCGACAGAGCAAUGGACAUAUUGAUUGCAGGCAAGGCAGGGCUGACUGUUUUGGCAGCGAUCAAGGAUGGCAAAAGUUUGGUGGACCAAACACAAAUUGGGGAGUCAGCCAAUCCCACUCAGGAUAAGGGAGCAGGUUCCUCACACCCAGACGACAUGUGUUCUCAGAUGUUCAUCUCUACCGAGUGUGGCCUUAGUUCGGUUUAAGGAAAGCUGGAUCAAGCCUCUCACUGUCCAUGUUGCUGCCGCCUGAUAGGAAGAAGCAGAAGGGUAAGCCAACCACAGCGAGGGACAAGCCUGGAUAUGAGGUCAAGGACGCGCGAUCGAGGUUUUGUAUGGUUUGUAGGGAGAAAGGGCACAAGAGCACGACGUGCCGCCGCAGGGGUGAUCUUCUGAAGAAACCUCGCAAAAUCCCUACUUGCAGCAACUGCGGUGUAGCUGGGCACAAGAAAACAAGUUGUUUCAAUCCCGUCUUGCCAUUCGUGAAGAAGGCCUCACGACGGGCCAGUCGAGUGAUGUUCGGAUCAACGUUUGAUGCAGGUGGUUGAAACUAAAACCCGCCCUAACUGAGUCUGUGAUGUGUUGCAGUUAGCCAUAAUUUGAGUAGUUCGACUUCCCGCAGUUAGGCAUAAUUUGAGACUAUGAUUUGUUUUUCUGAUAAGUGUUAUUUGGCACUGUAAGAAUUGUAAUUGGAUUUCAUGCUGAUAGACCUAGUUUGGGCGUGUGAUAUUGAUUUUCCAAUAAGUGAUGCCAUAACUUGGGUGGGACUGUUGAAAUGAUUUAA
Triticum dicoccoides is the source of this 3002-nucleotide messenger RNA. RefSeq lists its product as uncharacterized. The coding region runs from base 1 to 696 and encodes 231 amino acids. The transcript is spliced from 4 exons. Lineage: Eukaryota; Viridiplantae; Streptophyta; Magnoliopsida; Poales; Poaceae. The record is from RefSeq and is a predicted model, not a curated record.